This is a messenger RNA of Hermetia illucens (black soldier fly), 2283 nucleotides long. RefSeq names its product cytoplasmic tRNA 2-thiolation protein 2 (gene Ctu2). Gene Ontology annotation, molecular function: tRNA binding; sulfurtransferase activity. The coding region runs from base 156 to 1655 and encodes 499 amino acids. Lineage: Eukaryota; Metazoa; Arthropoda; Insecta; Diptera; Stratiomyidae. The record is from RefSeq and is a predicted model, not a curated record. Gene Ontology annotation, biological process: tRNA wobble position uridine thiolation. Gene Ontology annotation, cellular component: cytosol. The transcript is spliced from 3 exons.
CUCCACUGUCAUUGCGCCACAGCAGCUAUUUGUUGAUAGUUUUGGGUUUCGGCGGUCGGAGUUGAUCUAUUUUUGUGUUUGAUUUCAAUUAAAUUCAUUACAGUUCUAGUGAUAUUCGAUCAGAAAUUCAGUGAAAACCAACGACUAUCAGCAACAUGGAGCACAUGAUAGUGAAGGAAGAAAAACCCACGGUGAUAGUUGCAUCUGGAGUAGCAGGAAGCAGUAAGGUGAAGCAAGAAAAAUCAACGACAGCAUUAGCAGUGACGCCAGCCGGAAAAAGGACAAAGAAGCAGAGACAGGCACCAAAUCGUGAAAAACUGAAAGCAACUAUUAAAGAAAUGGAUGGGAAGAGGUUAGCGCGAUUGAAUACUAUAGAGAAUAUCAACAAAGAGCUCGAGGCAGAUGCCAAAAUGGGAUACAAAUGGAGCAGCGGACCAGGGUUGAUCAAUGGGAAAGUGCGAUGGGCCUAUAGGGACCAAAUCCAAAAGAAAAUGGCAAGAAUAUUAACACAGCUGCUGUGGAAUCUGAAGAGGAUGAACGUGGAAGAAGACAAAGCAGCGACAUGGAAAAUACCAAUAUUCCAUUUUCAUUGCAGAUCGAAAGGGACAGAAAUCAAAAUCAUAUGGGACGAAGACCAUCCAUUGCACCUGGUAGAUGUGAACCUAAGCAUAAGGAUCAGCAGCCUCAGAAGUGGAAGACGGUACCACGAAAGGUAUAUUAGAAUUGAAAAGGGGGAAGUGGGGAACAAGCUGAGAGCUCGAGACAUACUGCAACAAUGGGAAAUUGACAAUGUAAAUCUGACAGUACUAUGCCUGAACUACAUUGAAGCAGGUGUAAGGACACCAAUUAUCAGUGUACUUGGCUUAAUUGAGGACAAGCUCACUGAAAAUAAACGUAAAGAACACCCGAUACUAAUAGAAAACCUAAAAGCUUUUCUAGAUGUGGCUAAAUUGGGGCAAAGGAGCAAGGAAACAUAUUACUUGCAGGCAGCAUACCCUGACAACAGCCUAGCAGGGAAAGCCGUGACCGAGUUGUAUAUAGAUGAAGUUAUUGACAGUUUGAUGCCAAUUCUCACGGAAACUUUUCGGGUUGAAAUAGUAUUAGCGAAGGGAUUAGAACUAUUGAUACUACUUCCACCCAAAUAUGCCCACGAACUUCAAACAAUUGUUGAAGUAAAAAGUGCGAAAAUCAUUAAACCUUUUUUAUCAGAAAAGGAAAGGAGAUACAAUCUGGCAAAGUUUGCAAAGAAAACUUUGCUAAAAGAGGAAACCAUUGAAUUUGAUGACACCGAAAUAGGGAAGUCAGGAAUCAUCUUGAGAGAGGUUAGCACGAAAAUUGAGGUAGGAAAUCAUGAAAAGAUAUCAGGAAGAAAAGGAAAAAAAGGAAAAAAGGAGGAAAGAAAGAGAACUUUGUUAGAAGUGAAAAUCUUUAAGUUUGAUGACAGCCAAAUAGGGAUGUCAAAGAAAAUCUUUAGCGAAGAUAACAAGAAAGUUGAAGAAAUUAAGGUAGGAAAUCAUGAAAAGAUGACAGGAACAAAAGGAGAGAUGGGAGACAGGAAGAAGGCGAAAUUACAACGGAUGCGCCAGAGACAGAAGGAACGGAAGAAGCAAAAACAAAUCGAAAAAAAGAUCCAAUGUAGGAACGGGCGAUUAUAAGAUCAAGCGCCAGAAUAGGGUAUGUAAAGAAGAGAGAGAGAUAACAGUGUAGAGAGGAGAGUGCUUAACUAAGGAGAGAGACGCGAGACGAAAAGAACGAGAAUCGUUACAAAGAACAUGAUUGUAAUGAAGAGCAAUUAACAUACAACGCGCAGGAAAACUAUCCGAAAGUGAAUAAGGAGCACAGAAAAUGAAGUUAAUAGUGAAUUACCAGAAGCUGAAUUGAAGAAAAAACUGGUAAAACCAAUCUUUGGAAGAAAUCCGGCAUCAAAUUGGCCCUGGAGGUCGAGCAGUGCAUAGAAGAGUGAUGACACCCCGAAGUGCUACAACGAAGUUGAACCCUUUGUCUGUAAAGGUUUUUUGGUACCUCCCACCUACUACACUGGAUUUUUAAAGUCCGACCGUUUUUUGUUUUCACUACAUUAGCUUAAUGAAUUAAAAAAAAAAAAAAUCACUAAUGCCUGCGUCCUGAAUAUAUAAACCAUAAAAUUGUGGAAAUUGUUUUUUGGCCUUUAUUUUUUAUUAAAAAAUGGAGCAGUUACGUAAAAACUGGUGAUUUACUCAAAAAAAUACCAUAACUUCCGAAAAAUUAAGAUGUCUUAUCUUUAAAAGCGGUAAUUAUAAAAGA